UAUCACUGUUCGAGACGCUCUUUCACUAGACCAAAUUCUACUUCUGCUCCUCGUCUGGCUGCCAAGCACGACAAGAAGAGGACUUCAGGGUCUGGACUGCACUUCUCACUCCUUCCCUCUUCCAAACGAGCGAUAGAUGCCACAGUCAGUCCGCUCAGCAGAGUUCUAUCAUGGUGCAGAGAUAGGAUGGAUGUCGCACAGUGAAACCAUCACGUUGCAGCCGGCGCUGCCUAUUGGUCCCCCGUCGUCCCGUCCGAUAGGAACACCAUCCGUUCACCAUCUAUAGUGAUAAUCAGCCUUCGACUCGGAAUGGUUCAGGACCGCCCACACCGUUCAGAAUCCUUGGUUUCCUUGGUGUGAAAUUCCGCCGCGAUUGAACCGCUAUUCAGCCUGCAAUCCACGCGCGAUUCGUCGUAUCUCUUGCAAAGAACGCGCCGCAGGUCGCAAUUCUGGAGCUGCAAUUCACCGUAGAACAACCGGCAGUCGUCGGCCACGUGCAGCCCCAGGAACAGACGUCUACGGAUGAAACGCCGUCGACCAAUAUCUCCGUCCAGCCCCGCCGUUGGCACAGAGACCCAGUCCAUCGGCGUCUCCCGUGUUGUCCCGAUGGUGAUUUUGUGAUGUUCUAUAUAUAUAUAUAUACCCCGGAUGGUUGUACCACUCUUCACGUUUUUCGGCGCUCGUCUUUUCCCUCUCACUUUCCUGUUGCUACUCUUUCCCUUGUCAUGACCAUCGUUCUCACCCCGUACUGGAGCAACGGCGUCCAGAAGCUCAAAUCCGGGCCGCAACCCGCACCCAAGCCCAAGAAAGGCCUGACGCCCCCGACGCUCGAGGAAGGCAUCCAUGCGAUGCGAUGCAUGAAGCAGCUGCGCUCGAAGGACAAGGACAUCGAGAAAUACAUCUACCUCUCCAUGCUCAAGGAGCAGGACCCGCAUAUGUUCUACAGCCUGUGUCUCCAGCAUAUGUCCGAGUUCACGCCCAUCAUCUACACGCCCACCGUUGGACAAGCAUGCCAGGAAUACAGCCAGAACUACCGACGACCAGAGGGUCUCUUUGUUUCCAUCAAGGACAAGGGCAACAUUCUGUCCGUCGUGCAAAACUGGCCAAAGAUGGCUGACGCAAGGAUCAGCGUGGUUACUGAUGGUUCUCGUAUUCUCGGCUUGGGUGACCUCGGGAUCAAUGGGAUGCCGAUUUCCAUUGGUAAAUUGUCCCUUUACAUUGCCGGAGCUGGGUACGUUUACAAGAUUUGUCCGGCCAGAAGUCUAACUGCCAUCUAGAAUCCGUCCACAGUCGACCGUCCCCAUUUGCCUGGACUUGGGGACGAAUACCCAAAAGUACCUUGACGACCCGCUCUACCUCGGACUCCGCCAGAAGCGUGUGCCGACGGAAGAGAUGACCGCAUUUAUGGAUGAGUUCAUGCAGGCCAUGUCCGUGACAUUCCCGAAGCUGCUCGUUCAGUUCGAGGCAAGCUCAGCCUUCUGUCAAGUGGACUCGAUGCUUAGCCUUUUCAGGACUUCUCGACCGACCACGCAUUCCUAUACCUUGUAAGCCCGUUUGUGCGUCACUGGCUCGUCAUUCCUCCCUCACACCUGCGAACAGGAAAGAUACCGAAACCGAUACCCCGUGUAAGUUCCAAGAUUGCCUUUUGCAUCUGGAUCGCCGGCUGAGGGAAAUCCAGCUUCAAUGACGACAUUCAAGGCACCGGUGCCGUUGUUCUCUCCGGCUUCAUCAACGCUGCUAGGCUCGCAUCAGCCGGUGAGACCCCGCCGAGUGGUUCCGGAGUGCAUCCGCCGGUGCUGACUGACGGCCCACAGCAUCGGGCCAGCCUCUCACAUCGCACCGCAUCCUGUUCUUUGGCGCGGGUUCUGCUGGAGUGGGAGUUGCCAUGCAGCUGAUGAGCUUCUUCACCCUUGAAGGCCUGUCGGAGCAGGAGGCGCGAGAGCGAAUCUAUCUCGUCGACUCGCAGGGGCUGAUCUAUACCGGUCGUGGCGCGUUGGCCGAGCACAAAGAAUACUUCGCUCGCCGCGAUUACACCGGUCCCCCCAUCAAGAACUUGCUCGACGUCCUCCAAUACGUCAAGCCAACUGCUCUCAUGGGACUCUCGACCUCUUCGGGCGCGUUCUCGACUGAAGUGAUCCAGACCAUGGCCGCCCUGAACCCCUUGCCCAUCAUCUUCCCCCUCAGUAACCCCGUGAAGCUGUCCGAGUGCACCUUUGAGGACGCUGUCACCCACACAAAUGGCAAGGUCUUGUUCGCCUCCGGCUCGCCGUUCCACGAGCUCCAGUUCCAGGGUCGCACCCUGUACCCGGGUCAAGGAAACAACAUGUACAUCUUCCCCGGUCUCGGACUCGGAUCGAUUCUCGCCCGCUGCUCGUCCGUGACAGAUUCCAUGGUCGAAGCUUCCUCGCUUGGCCUCGCCAACUCGCUGACCCCGCAGGAAGAAGCGAUGGGUCUGCUGUAUCCCCAGAUUGAGCGGAUCCGGGAAAUCAGCGGGGGAAUUGCGGUGCAGGUCAUUCGCGCUGCACAGGAAGCUGGUGUGGACCGAUAUCCCGAGCUUCGCAAGAUGAGCGAUGCAGAGCUGCUCAAAUUUGUUUCUGGCAAGAUGUGGACCCCGCAGAUUUGAGACGUGUGCUAUGAUUUAUGUUUGGAUGCUUUCCUGCUAUGAUAGAUUUGUAGAUGCUUAGAAUCGAAAGAUGGAUACAAUCGGAAUUCCCAAUCUGCUGGAUCGACCCUAAGCAGAGCUGG
Messenger RNA from Mycena citricolor, 2745 nucleotides. Lineage: Eukaryota; Fungi; Basidiomycota; Agaricomycetes; Agaricales; Mycenaceae. The record is from the annotation of a GenBank genome assembly.